Molecule: messenger RNA, 1166 nt
Organism: Camellia sinensis
Lineage: Eukaryota; Viridiplantae; Streptophyta; Magnoliopsida; Ericales; Theaceae
Product: abscisic acid receptor PYL4-like
Biological process (GO): abscisic acid-activated signaling pathway
Cellular component (GO): nucleus; cytoplasm
Molecular function (GO): signaling receptor activity; abscisic acid binding; protein phosphatase inhibitor activity
Source: RefSeq, a predicted model, not a curated record
UCCUCAUAAACAGCUAUCCUCAAACUUCUUUCCAAGGAGAGACUAAAAAAAACCCAAGAAGACGAAAUGACUACGUCUCUUCACCACCAUCGCACCACCACCACCACCACCACCACCACCACCACCACUUCAAAUCACCACCGACAACAACAACCCCAAACCAUAUACCGACUCUCUCCCUCCCUUUCCCUCCCAGACGACGCCGUCUUACACUACCACUCCCACGCAGUGGGUCCCAACCAGUCCUGCUCCGCCGUGGUCCAGCCCAUCGCCGCCCCCAUCUCAGCCGUCUGGUCCGUCGUCCGCCGCUUCGACAACCCCCAAGCCUACAAACACUUCCUCAAGAGCUGCCACGUCAUCGUCGGCGACGGUGACGUGGGUACUCUCAGGGAAGUCCACGUGGUGUCGGGUCUCCCGGCGGCGUCCAGCACCGAACGUCUCGAAAUCCUCGACGACGAGCGACACGUCAUCAGCUUCAGCGUUAUCGGCGGCGAUCACAGACUCAACAAUUACCGGUCCGUCACCACUCUCCACCAAUCGCCGACGGGGUUCGGGACAGUUGUCGUCGAGUCAUACGUCGUUGAUAUACCGCCCGGUAACACCAAGGACGAGACGUGCGUGUUUGUUGAUACGAUCGUUCGGUGCAAUUUACAGUCACUGGCUCAGAUCGCCGAGAACUUGGCUAAAAAAAGUAACUAUAAAUCUUCAUGACUCAUCUCCAUGUUCGUUAAUUUAAGUGUUUUUUCGAGAUUUUGGGAUGUGGGCUUGGUGAUUUUAUCGUCGAUAAUUGAAGCCCAGAAGUGAAAAUCCAUAGCUUGGUUGGUUCUGAAACCCUCCUCAGAUACAAAUUGAUAAAGGUGAUAGUAUAUGAUUUUACUCCUUUUUUUCUUUUUCUCUUUUUCAAUUUCUGUGCAGUUGUGUUUGUGUUAUUAUCAAUUCACUGUUAGUCUUUUGGAUCUGAUUUAUGUUCUUUUUUGUUGGGAGUGCUUUUGAGUUACUGUAAUGUAUAUAUAUAUAUAUCAUUGUGAACUCUUUCCAACCAAGUUCAGUUAAUGUUGCUUUCUUCAAACUCCAUUUUUGUGUAUGUAUGUCUGUUCUGUAUGUAUUUCAUGAGGUACAUGUUCUUGUAAAAUAAAAUUAUACACCCAUGAAUAGUAUCGAAUUAA